Molecule: messenger RNA, 1818 nt
Organism: Myripristis murdjan (pinecone soldierfish)
Lineage: Eukaryota; Metazoa; Chordata; Actinopteri; Holocentriformes; Holocentridae
Gene: anks4b
Product: ankyrin repeat and sterile alpha motif domain containing 4B
Exons: 2
Coding region: 111-1409 (432 amino acids)
Molecular function (GO): protein binding
Source: RefSeq, a predicted model, not a curated record
UCUCCACUGUGCCUCCGACAUCAGGGAGGAAAAGACAAACUUUUUAUUCGCCCUUUUUGAAAUUUGCAACAACUUGAUGCAACUGAAUUGUCUAGUAUACAAGAUCAGAGAUGUCUAGGUACCACAAGGCGGCGAUUGACGGCUACCUGGACCUGCUGAAGGAAGCCACAAGGAGGGACCUGAACAUUCCGGAUGAGGAUGGAAUGACACCCACCUUAUGGGCCGCUUUCCACGGACAUGUCGAUGCUCUACAGCUCAUAUGCAGCAGAGGAGGGGACCCCAACAUGAGUGACAUCUGGGGGAACACACCAUUGCACCAUGCUGCCAGUAAUGGACACAUGCACAUCCUCAGCUUUUUGGUCAACUUUGGUGCCAACCUUUUUGCUUUGGACAAUGAAUUCCACACAGCAAUGGAUGUUGCCGCUUCUCGUGGCCGCAUGGACUGUGUGCGCUUCCUAGAUGCCGCUGUGUCACAGCAAACCUCCCGCAAUCCAAAGAAGGUUGCCACUCUCAAGAAGGAGGCCAGCAAGGAUGCAGAGAAACGUGUGAAACUCUGCGAGAAGGUCAAGAAGAAGCACCAGAGCAAGAUGGAGAAGAUGUACCUGGGAGCAAAAGAGAAUGUGUCUGUUUCAGAGGCCAGUGCACCAUCAUCAGUCUCAAACGUUGGCACAAUGAGUAGCGUCAAUGAGCAGUUCUCUAAGCUCAUUGCCUCUGACAAAUCUGGCUCACUCACAGCCAGGGUCAAGGGCACACUUCAGAAGAAGUUUGGCAAGAAAGAUAAAGGAACAUUGCAGACAGCAGGAGGGGAUAGCAACGUAAUCUUCAGAAAACAGGAGAAUGGAAUGUCAGAGAAGCCAGAGUUUCUGGAUGUCUUCAAUGAACAGGAUGAGAAUGGGUUAGAUGAGAGUGGAAUGGCAGACUUCAGCGAUAAUGAUGAUGAUGAACCUGGCCAAACCACACAAUCCAUCUUCAACCGGCCUGGUCUUGGGGGUCUGAUCUUCAUGAAGAAGAUGGGACUGGAGUCAGAUGACAUCCCUACAGGGACCAAUGAAAAUCUAGGCUACCUUUUUCAGAAUGAGAUGGUUGUGGAAGAAGGUGAAGUUGGCUUUGACCAGGAUGGUGAUUCUGAGCUGCCUUGGAACCAGGACGAACUGGGAUUAGAUGAUGAUGAUGAUGACGAUGAAGAAACCUCUCCAUUAGAUGCCUUCUUGUCUGCAAUCUCCUUACCAGAAUUUGCCCUGGCAUUCAGACGGGAGCAUCUGGAUCUUGAAGCCCUCAUGCUUUGCUCUGAUGAAGACCUGAAAGGCAUUCGCAUCCAGCUUGGACCCAGAAAGAAGAUCCUGGAAGCUGCUGCCCGCAGAAAGAAUGCACUGGAGAAUCCUGGCAUCAUGAAGGACAGCUGCUUGUGACCAUAAAACACAGUAUCAGUGAUUAGUGAUGCUGCUGGAAACUUAAGAUGAGCUGCUAUCCUUUGGAACGAAAAUUAAGAGUUUGAUUUUUGACAAAAAACAAAUAUGAUGCAGCAAACAAUUUUUACCCUCCAAAAGGAGCUUAGAUGUUUUAAAGUCCCUCUCCAGCCAUUUACCACGCCUCCUAAAAAGAAUCUCUGAUCAUCAACAUAUUUAAGUUUUUCAAAAUCCAUUACUACCUUAAAACUGCUUACAUAUGACUCAAAAUCUUGUCCUUAUUAAAAAUGCCCAAAUCUAUGAAUAUGAAAAUAGUCUUCACCCACCUCCCCUGCUUGCUCGUACACCUGUAUGUAACCAGAGCUCUGUUCACAGAACAAGGAAGCAUCAUUUGCGACAGUCACGAAAAACA